CCACCUCAGGGGGAUAUGGAAGGAAGGCCUGCCCCUGCGGCGGGACGUUAUAAUAAGCUGACACGAGCGGUUACAAAGACCCUGCGCGUCCUGCCGCGGUUGCGUCACGGCCGCGCGUCAGCCGCGCGCCGCCGCAUGCGCCGCCCCACGCGCCGCGCGCCCAGCGCCAGUGCUCGCUCGCCCGCCAUGUCUGCCGCACGCACGCUCGCCGUGGCGCUCGCCGCGCUGCUCGCCGCGCACCUCGCGCUCGCCUCGCCGCACCCGCGCCUGCGCCGCCAGCUCGCCGCCGACGACGCCCUGCAGCCCCUCGACAAACGUACGCGCUGGAGCCCGAGCCCGCCGAGCACAGCGCGCGCCCGCAGCUCGCCGCGCGCGCCCCGCCAGGCCGCUCGGCCCACCGACGACAUCCCGGAGUUCGACCGCAACAAGGUCAGCCUGGACUUCCCGGGGAACCUGUUUGGACCAUCCGUGUCGCUCCUCAUCCGGACCACUAAGAUCAUCGGCGACGUCAUACAGAACUCGGCGGUGCGCUACCAGUCCUUCCUGCGCCUGUUCCGGCCGCUGUUCCGCGGACAGUUCGAGAUCAAGGGGCUCGACCCGCCCACCACCACGACCACCACCACCGCCCGCCCCGCCGCCAGCUCGACCACCAGCCCCGACGGUGACAACGAGAUCUCCCGCAGACGAUAGCCCCCGCCGCGCAGCUCAUGACGAAACUCAUGGUCGCGACUAAACGUGACGAAGUGCCGUGCUAAGACAUUUCACUGUAUCUUUGGAUAUAGUGAUUUGUAGUAAAAAACAUAAAUAAGGUUCUCACAAAUAUAAGGAUUUUUUGAAGUCUUAAAAAUACUGAGAAAUGCAUUAGAAAAUAGAAACUAACUACUUCUAGAAAGCUGUAAAUUUGCAUGAGUAAAUACAUUAAAAAUUUGAACAAGUCUUAAUAUAAAAUCUUAAAAAUGUUUUUUUAGAGUACCUAUCUACCCUACAUGCAAAGUAUGGAUGAAGUUUUUUUACUCGUUUAUUUCAUAGUGUGGGGGAUCGUUGGAUAGGUCUUUGAAAGAUACGAGGAGCCUUCUCAGAACAUUUUUGAUUUAGGGAUCCGUUUGUAAAAUAUUAAGCUUUUAAGAGCUAAUUUUUGUUAGAGUCAAGUGUCCCCACCUUCUACCGGCUAAACGGUUAUUUGUGGAUAUGUAAAAAAAAUCACAAGAGUAGGAUUGAAAUUACAAGUAAAACUAUAUGUAACAGCUAAAUAAACAUAAAUAAUUGCUAUUCUGCUAUUGAUUAUUAUUGAUAGUCCUACUAGUGCUAGGUGAGUGGUUUGUGUUCACUUAUUGCCAGCGCCGUCUGUCAGUUGGCAGUUGGAAAUGUUGCAGUCGAGUCUGUUGUCAAAUAAUAACAUAUUUCUAGUAAAUACACUUAGCGUCAGUGCGAAGGCCUGAAGCUAGGCCAACUUUUUAUACUCCACAUGUGACUUUCAUCACUUUGUAAUGCUCACCUAUACCUAUGUUUAUCCAUUUAUUCUUACUACCAUUUACUUUUAAUUAAGUACACUUAUAGCAUCAUGGCCACCAUUUCACCAGUUUACUGUAAUUAUUGUACACCGUACGUUAGGUGCCUACUGUACUCUUAGUACUAGAUAAGUUACAAUUAGUUUAGUUCAGUUUUAUACCAAUAUUAUAUUGAAAUGAAAGCUAAAAAUUAUUUUAUUUGAAAUGUAAAAUUAUUUUGAAGCUAAUAAUGAAAUACUGAGAACUGAUUAGCAAUAAUAAAAAGCUAUUCUUGUACUAGA
Molecule: messenger RNA, 1789 nt
Organism: Bicyclus anynana (squinting bush brown)
Lineage: Eukaryota; Metazoa; Arthropoda; Insecta; Lepidoptera; Nymphalidae
Exons: 4
Coding region: 16-690 (224 amino acids)
Source: RefSeq, a predicted model, not a curated record